Gamsiella multidivaricata is the source of this 1971-nucleotide messenger RNA. RefSeq lists its product as uncharacterized. Gene Ontology annotation, molecular function: DNA binding; DNA-binding transcription factor activity. Lineage: Eukaryota; Fungi; Mortierellomycota; Mortierellomycetes; Mortierellales; Mortierellaceae. Bases 209 to 1762 code for a protein of 517 amino acids. The transcript has 3 exons. Gene Ontology annotation, biological process: positive regulation of transcription by RNA polymerase II; meiotic cell cycle. The record is from RefSeq and is a predicted model, not a curated record. Gene Ontology annotation, cellular component: nuclear chromosome.
GGUCGAGCGAGAUCUUCAGGCGUCAGCGCGUGUGCUUGAAAUAUAUAUUACCAGGCAUUGAACGGCGACUUGGAUUUGAUGGGACAUCAGGGAGCGUCGGCAUCAAACAGAUAACGCGUGGGCCUUUUCCUCUCUUGUGCUUCCACAAACGAAGCGCUCACAUUGCAAAUGGGCAAUCGUGUGAAAUUUUGAGCCAAUCACACAUCACAUGCAUUCCCAUCCCAACCUACUCACCCCAAUGGCACCUUUUUACGCCUUGUCUCAUAGGAACCACUCGCAUAGCAACCACCACGGCAGCAUGGACGAGCAGCCAGACAGCCCCAAUAGCGUACCUACCAACAGCACCAGUGAUUCCAACAUGGCCUACUCAACUUCAGCGCCAUCCACUACCUCAGCUCAAAACAUGCUUGCAACCCGUAUGAAGCGACGUUCCGAGGUCUUUGCCUCGCACGAAAGCCCUUACUUUUAUCCGGCACAACAGCAGUAUAAUCUGUACAGCAUGGAUCGAUCCACAAGUUUCAAUAUUAAGAUCUCAGCCAAGAUUGACCGCGGAUUUUUUUUGGCCGCUAAUGACUGGACAUGUUACCGCCGAAACUACUUCCAAAUUAGUGCGUCGUUCUCCAUCCAUUGGCUAGACACCUCCAUGCAUCCCGAAGUUCCCUGUUUAAUGGACCGCAAUGGUGAAUUUGUGCAGGUUAACCAGUUCCUGAUCUGUAUUGGUGCUCAAAUCCAGAACGGCGAAAAGACGAUCGAACUGGUCCAGCAUACGCCAAAGCGUGACAAGGGCCCCCAAAUUACGCCUAGGCCAACCGCAGUCAGAGCCGGCGGCGAUCUCAGCCUUUACGCUUCCGGAUCCAGCUCUAAUGUGAUCACUUUCGAGCGUGUCCAGUUCAAAACGGCCACCGCAAACAACGGCAAGAGGCGUGCAGCCCAGCAAUACUAUCAGGUUCAUGUGGAUCUGUUUGCGGAAACCGAAACGGGAGAGCUAGUCUUGGUUGCGAAUUCCUUCUCCGCACCAUUGGUCGUCCGCGGUCGCUCUCCCGGUCACUACGCCGACAAUGAAGAAGGCGCCCCGGCAUCAUCGACCCAGCCCAUGGACAGUCGUUACUCUUAUAGGAACGACAGCAUCAGCAGCGGAGGCGGUCCCAUGUCGCCGCCUGGAAACGGGGAUUAUCCCUAUUAUCCCAACUACGGCUACGGCUCAUCCUAUCAGUAUCAGUCCUUAGGAUCGGCCUCACACAUUGCUGCACAAUCUCAAGAGUCCAGCUACUACGAGCGUCAUGAAUCAGAAUCAUACCCGACGAGCCCACUUUCACCAGUGUCCAGACAUCCGGGGACCAUGGAAACUCCACAGCCGAAUCAUCCUCACCCAUAUAUGACUCAAGUCCAUCACGGAUUCUCUCCGGCCUCAGUCUCACCAGACAUGUACAGUCCCCCUAAUUUCAUCGCCGCGGGCCCCGAGAGUCCAGCAUCGUUCAGCCGCGCUCAACAGUUCCCAAGCCAUUCUAAUCAAGAGGGACACUACGCAUACGGAUCUUCGUCGCGCCAAUCCUUCAGCUCCUCGCUUUCUUUCAAGAAAGGCGAUCGAGGCAUUGUUGGGCCCACGCGCAAAUCACGGUCGAUUUCAAUGUCUGGCGUUUCCAAGCGGGCGCCAGGUAAAACGCGACCUUCAAGAACUGUCCCUGUAAGCCCCACUAGGGAGCUUGUGAAGGGUCUCGGGAUUACUACCGAUCGCAUUCCAGAAGAGGAGCAACAGUCAUAAGAGCCGACAGAUUUUUAUGGAGAGCUCAAGUUUGUACCAUUCACCUGUUUCUUGUAGUUCUUUUUAUUUUAUUUUGUUUUUUUUAUCUGCAUUUUUCUCCUCAUCUACAAUUAAACGAAAGUUCGCAGACGGAGGUCAGAAGCAGCAGUACUAGCAUGGCUAUUGGUAUGGUGGGGCGAGAACGAGCUGGCGGACGCAAGCGAACAGCC